AUGUCCAACGAAGUAAUACCAGGCAGGGUGCUUGCAUAUACUGUCAUCAAACAGGGCAUUCUUCAGGCAAUUGCCCUUCCCAAUCUUCAGGGCCGAAACAGUGCUUUACCCCUAGAUGUCCAAGGCUUUCAGCGUAAUAGAGGAAGAGGCUUUCAGCGUGUAAAUGUUAGUGCCUCAGCAUCGAACCCCAGUCGGAGUGUUGGCCAUGGUAGAGGUGGCCGGGGUGCAGUAGAUGCUGCUGGUGUGACUUUUGUGUCAGCAACUGGUGAUACCAUCUCUGGUAGAAGGUGUUUUGUCUGCGGAGAUCCAUCGCACUUUGCGAAUGCUUGCCUGAAUCGUGGUGUCUGA
Prunus armeniaca (apricot) is the source of this 348-nucleotide messenger RNA. NCBI's taxonomy places the organism in Eukaryota, Viridiplantae, Streptophyta, Magnoliopsida, Rosales, Rosaceae. The record is from the annotation of a GenBank genome assembly.